Messenger RNA from Harmonia axyridis, 737 nucleotides. RefSeq names its product U6 snRNA-associated Sm-like protein LSm3 (gene LSm3). The record is from RefSeq and is a predicted model, not a curated record. The transcript is spliced from 3 exons. Gene Ontology annotation, biological process: mRNA splicing, via spliceosome; P-body assembly. Gene Ontology annotation, molecular function: RNA binding. Bases 239 to 544 code for a protein of 101 amino acids. Lineage: Eukaryota; Metazoa; Arthropoda; Insecta; Coleoptera; Coccinellidae. Gene Ontology annotation, cellular component: catalytic step 2 spliceosome; precatalytic spliceosome; U4/U6 x U5 tri-snRNP complex.
UUAUUGAUGUACAACAAUUUUUUCAUUUAUUAUUAUGAAAAGGGUGGAAGAUCCUUAAAAUCCCUUUUAAAUUUCAUUAUUGUUAGAUCAAACUCAACGUACGAAAUUGUAGUAGGGCAAAUGUAGAGAUUUAUAGGUUAUGAUUUGUGAUUGAUUAUUUCAUAUUUGAAUUUUUUAUAAUCUAGUUGAUCUUUUUCUCUUUUUCACCAUAAUUUGAAAUAAAACAAUUUGUGUAGCUAUGGCAGAUGAUUAUGAAAAUAUACCAUCCAUAACUGUGAAAGAACCAUUAGAUCUAGUCAGACUAAGUUUGGAUGAAAGAAUUUAUGUGAAAAUGAGAAAUGAUCGUGAAUUAAGAGGCAGGCUACACGCUUAUGAUCAGCAUAUGAAUAUGAUACUUAGUGAUGCUGAAGAAACCAUUACCACAGUUGAAAUAGACGAGGAGACUUAUGAAGAAGUUUACCGUACAACUAAACGUAAUAUUCCUAUGAUGUUUGUCCGUGGUGAUGGAGUUAUUUUAGUUUCACCACCAAUGAGGACCUCAUAAUUUUUUAGUGUUGGAACCAUAGGCUAAGUGAAUUAUUACAGUAAAUUGUAAAAUAGGUUGAUAUAACUCAUUAUGAUUUCAACAGCUGCAUGUAUAGUUUUCACUAAUUGAAAAAAGAAAAAUUCAAUGUAAUGAAGAUUAUAUGUGAAAUCCGAUUCAUUACUAAGUAAACGUAUUUUUUUCACUUUAAAAA